CUUUAUCGAAGUUUUAACGGCGCAGACUCCACGAGUAACCGACAACGUAAAGACGUCAGUUCAAAAAUCCCUUCUUUCCAUCGUUCGGCCUCGAACAAUACGGUCACCAUCUUCUUGUGAAGUUCGGCUGGCGAUUUAGCGUUGAGAAAUAAAAGGAUGGCAGCUGAAAACGAACGCGUUGGUGACUGUUCGGACGACGUUGACGCCGUCGAGGAAGAAGAAACCGGACCGAUUGAUAACAAAAAAAUUCUCAACUAUCCAAAUUUGUUGGCGGCGGCCGAAUUGAUGGCGAAGCAGCCCCUUUUACCGCCGCCAGUGAAACGACGUGUCAAAGCUUUAAAAAAACUCCAAUUAGAGGCGACCAACAUCGAGGCGAAAUUCUUCGAGGAAGUCCACGAUUUGGAGUGCAAAUAUCAUAAAUUAUAUCAACCGUUAUUCGAGCAAAGGGGUAAAAUUAUUUCCGGAGGUUACGAACCCAACGAUGACGAAUGCCAAUGGCCUUCGGACGAAGAAGACGAAGACAUGGCUAAAGAAUUCGAUAAUAAAGCGAAAAUAACCGAAUUAAAUGCGGAGAAAAAGGAGGAAGUAGACGAAAACGUUUCCGGAAUUCCCGAAUUUUGGUUAACGAUUUUUAAAAAUGUAAGUCCCUUAUCGGAAAUGAUUCAAGAACACGAUGAACCUAUCCUAAAAUCAUUGAUAGAUAUCAAAACGAUUUUUGUUGAAAAACCCAUGGGAUUUAUCUUAGAAUUUCACUUUUCCCCCAACGAAUAUUUCACCAACACCAUUUUAACUAAAGAAUACGAUAUGAAAUGCGUCCCAGAGGAAGAUGAUCCGUUCAGUUUCGAAGGUCCUGAGAUUUUUAAAUGCCGAGGUUGCACCAUUAACUGGAAUAAAGGUAAAAACGUAACGUUGAAGACUGUUAAAAAGAAGCAAAAGCACAAAAGUCGCGGUUUGGUUCGUACCAUAACCAAAACCGUACAAACGGAUUCCUUCUUUAACUUCUUUUCGCCGCCCGCCGUCCCAGACGAUGUUAACGAAGACGACGUCGACGAAGAUCUUCGUAAUAUAUUGACGACCGACUUCGAAAUCGGCCAUUAUUUACGCGAGAGGAUUGUUCCGAGGGCCGUCUUGUACUUUACGGGCGAAGGAAUCGAGGAUGAAGAUUACGAGUUGGAAGAAGAGGAGGAUGAUGACGAAGACGACGAGGAAGAGGAAGAAGGCGAGACAAAGGGAAACGCAAGAAUAGCUAACGAUACUGAAUGUAAACAACAAUAAAUAUUAUUUUUGUCAUUUUCUCUCCGAUAAUUAAAAAAUUAUUGCUUCGACACAAUGAUUAUUGUAAAAAGAACGUUAUUGUGAGAGAAAAUUUAUAUUGAUCGUAAUUCGUUAACUAUUAACGAGCAUUUAUUUAGUUUCUCUUGUUUUGUUGAAUAAGAACGUUGCCUUUGUCGAGGAAAUUGUUGUAUUUGCGAAAUACAAGUGCGAUACUGUUAGUAAAUUAUUUAUAUUUUAACUGUUUCCUCGUAUUUUUACUUAAAAUACUGUAUUUCUUCGCAUAUCUUUUUGGAAUGCUUUAAAUAUUAAAAAAAAAUGAAAUAACUAGUAAAGUUUACAUAUUUCCUAAAAUUUC
This is a messenger RNA of Onthophagus taurus, 1630 nucleotides long. RefSeq names its product Nucleosome assembly protein 1. Lineage: Eukaryota; Metazoa; Arthropoda; Insecta; Coleoptera; Scarabaeidae. Gene Ontology annotation, cellular component: nucleus. Gene Ontology annotation, biological process: nucleosome assembly. The record is from RefSeq and is a predicted model, not a curated record.